Xiphias gladius (swordfish) is the source of this 1206-nucleotide messenger RNA. RefSeq names its product solute carrier family 25 member 47b (gene slc25a47b). The record is from RefSeq and is a predicted model, not a curated record. Bases 67 to 552 code for a protein of 161 amino acids. The transcript has 4 exons. Gene Ontology annotation, cellular component: mitochondrion. Gene Ontology annotation, biological process: transport. NCBI's taxonomy places the organism in Eukaryota, Metazoa, Chordata, Actinopteri, Istiophoriformes, Xiphiidae. Gene Ontology annotation, molecular function: transmembrane transporter activity.
UGGCGGACUUGUACUGGGCUUGGGGAAGAUUCACUGGUUCCUUCAGGCUUUUAAUCAUCUGAUCUGAUGCUUGUGUGUGCAGGGGCAUUCGGUGUGAUGGUUGGGUACCCUUUUGACACAGUAAAGGUGUGUGGUUACUACAAGGGCAUGAUGAUGACCUACAGGAAUUCCCUCUGGUAUCUCUGUAAAUUACUGCAUGGGGAUCCUGAGGCCCGGCCCGCCAAGUGUGACAUCUUCCUCUCAGGCCUGACUGGAGGAGUUGCACAGGUUUUACUGGUUCCCCCAGCUGACAUGGUGAAAGUGCGUCUGCAGUGUCAGAGGGUUGGGUUUUCAAAAUUCACAGAGGAGGCCCGAAAACCAAAGUACCGUGGCCCCAUACACUGUCUGCGUACCAUCGCCUGUGAAGAAGGAGUUCUGGGCCUCUACAAGGGAGCACUGGCUCUGGCUCUGAGAGAUGGACCCUUCUUUUCCACCUUCCUCACCAGUUAUCAUAUCAUCUGUGAACAGCUGUCGGCCCAAGGACUGGACCAACCAGAGUCCGGCGGCAGAUAAAAACGAUCUUCAUCAUUCGGUCAUUGGUACGUGUGAACAUCAGGUUUUGCUUUGUAUUAUGUUUGAAACCUGCUUCUGUAUAGAAAAACAGUUUUAUCUUUAGUAAUACCUUUUAGUUUUGUUUGCUACAUCUCACACCCUUCUCCAUGUUACUAACAUUUACAUUGACAUUUGGCUGCAUUAUCAUUAUUUAGGGACCCAUCAUAUAUUGUUCUAUCUUAAAUUACAGGUAUAUUCAGAUUACAUUUGGAUCAAAGAUUUUGCUUCUAAAGGAACCUAAUAUGAUAUAUGUAUGCAUUGUUCAAUGCUAUAUCAUCUCUGUGACAAUACGUGUUUGACUUGUAGGGAAAGUGCAUGUGUUACUGAUAACACUAAUGAUGGCUCCAUUCUAUUCAAAUGUCCCAGUAAGUCAUGACAGUGUGACAGUCAUCAGCAUACCCAGUACCAGGCCCCAGAAACUGAAGCAGCUUCAUGGAAUUUAGCCAUUGUAAAUUGUGUUGUUUACACCUGUGCUUUUCCUACAGUGGUGUGUCAAAAUGUCUUACAUGAAAAAAGAGAGAUCUAUGGUGCUGUCAUUGUAUCACAAAAUGCCUGAACUGAUAUGUUUAAUGUGUGGGAUCCUGUGGGAAAAAUGGGUACUUUUUUCUGUUGAUC